Mauremys mutica (yellowpond turtle) is the source of this 2849-nucleotide messenger RNA. Its product is annotated as actin-like. The transcript has a single exon. Lineage: Eukaryota; Metazoa; Chordata; Testudines; Geoemydidae. Bases 99 to 1283 code for a protein of 394 amino acids. The record is from RefSeq and is a predicted model, not a curated record.
AGCUUUUUCCUGGGUUCUUCUCCCACCCAGCGCCUGGAGCUGGCUCUUGGGACUGCAGGUAGGAUUCAGAGGAAGAGCGUGUGGCAAGCCCUUCUGAAAUGAGCCAGCGGAAGAAACCUAAGAGUCACGGUCCUGCCGGCCAUGGGUCUAGCACCAGGGACCUUGCCUCAGAGAAGUACAAGGACUACUGUGCUGUGGUAAUAGACACUGGCACUGGCUACACCAAGAGUGGGCUGGCCGGGGACGAGAAACCACGGUCCAUCCUGCCGAGCUGCGUAGGGGUUCCCAAGAUCAGGACCAAGGACAGCCCCCUAUAUUACAUCGGGGAAAGCAUCCCACGCAGGAGCUCGGAGGUGAUCACGAGCAUGGUGAUGACCCAUGGUGUGGUGACUGACUGGGACGCCCUAGAGAUGUUAUGGCACCACAUCUUCAACAGAGAGCUCAGUGUGUGCCCCAAGGAGCUGGCCGUGCUGGUCACAGAUGCCCCCCUCUCUCCAACCACCAACCGGGAGAAGAUGGCCGAGUUGCUGUUUGAGAGCUUUGAGGUGCCGGCAAUGCUUGUGGCCCACCAGUCCCUGCUCUCGGUAUAUUCCUAUGGGCGCACCAGUGGGCUAGUGAUUGGCUCUGGCUAUGGGACCUCGUACACCGCCCCUGUCCACGACGGCUACAUCCUGCCUCACGCCACCUACCGGCUGGACAUGGCAGGCAGCAGGCUGACGCGUUACCUAGCCAAACUGAUGGGGGAGUGCGGGAACCCCUUCCAGGAGGAAGAGCUGGAGCUGGUCUGCAAGAUAAAGGAGCAGUGCUGCUACAUCCCCGAGGACUUCCAGGCUGAGCUGAAUGGGGACGAGAAGAAAUACCUCAUGGACUUCACCCUUCCCGACAAGCAGGUCAUCUCCAUUGGCAGUGAGCGCUUCCGCUGCCCUGAGGCGCUUUUUACCCCCUCUGUCCUCGGCUUCCCUGAGGUGGGCAUUCACAUCCAUGCCAUGAACAGCAUCAGGAAGUGCAAGCCAGAGCACCAGGCAGAGCUGCUGGCCAACAUGGUGCUGGCUGGGGGAACCACCAUGCUCCGCGGCUUCUCUGAGAGGAUCAAGAAGGAGCUGCUCAGGAUGGAGACAGUGGGCAAGGGGCAAGUGGGCAUCCUGGCUUCCCCCCACCGCAGCUACUCGGCGUGGCUGGGUGGCUCCAUCAUAGCAUCACUCAAUGCCUUCCAGAACAUCUGGAUCAGCCGCCUGGCCUACAAUGAGAAAGGAUCCUUUGUAGUCCACCGGCACUGCUUCUGAGCGGGCAAGCUGGGCGGGCACAGGGCAUGAGAGGCAUGGGUACGGGAAAGCCCCUCUAUAAACGCUGCUUACGGGACAACAGGCACGGAGCUGGCUUCCUUGCUAGAUGCUGCCUGCCAACCUCGCAGAGGGGAAACCCACUGGGGCUACCCACGCUGAGCGACAGAAAUCAUGGGGUCUGCACCAUGGGCAGACCAAGAUGGGCAUAUGCACCAGAUCUGAGCUCCAUGGGCACUGAACAGGUGCAUCCAUUGGUGGGGAGGUUCCCAGGGAGCGCCCCCGGGGUCACUGCCCAUCAUUCCCUAUACCCACCAGUUCCCCCUCCACCACAGAAAACACUGCCCAUCGUACUUUAUACCUCCCGAAUCUCCACCCCCAGAACACACUACCCAUAGUACCCUACACCCACAGCUCCCCCUCCACCCUGGAACAAAGUGAUCAUCGUUCCUUAUACCCCCUGCUCCCCCUCCCCCUUGGGAGCACACUACCCAUCUUACCCUAUACCCCACAGCCCUAGCCUGCCUGCAGGAACACACAGCCUGUCCUGCUCUAUACCCCCCAGUUACCUCUCCACCCUGGAACACAUUGCCUAUCGUGCGCUAUACCUCCCGGCUAACCAGCCACCAAAUACACUGCCCAUUGUGCCCUAUACCCCACGGCUCGCCACCCCGGAACACACUGCCCAUCGUACCCUAUACCCCUGGUUCUCUCCCCCCCCACCCCGGAACACACUACCCAUCGUGCCCUAUCCCCCUCAGCUCCCCCCACUCCCCUGGAACACACUGCCCAUCAUUCCCUAUUCCCCCUGGCUCCCCCCACUCCCCUGGAACACACUGCCCAUUGUGCCCUAUACCCCCCAGCUCCCCCUCCCCCCCCGGAACACACUGCCCAUCGUGCCCUACACCCCCUGCUCCCCCCUGGGAUACAUUGCUCAUCGGGCCCCAUACCCCUGGAAGACAUUGCCUGAUUGUGCCCUAUCCCCACCCCCAACCCCGGCUCCCACUCCCCCAUGCAACACACUGCCCAUCGUGCCCUAUCGGCCCCCGGCUCCCCCCACCCCUCUGGAACACAAUGCUCAUUGGGCCCUUUACCCCCUGGGUACCCUUACCCUCUGGAACACACUACCUGUUGUGCCCUAUACCCCUGGCUUCCCCUUCCCCCUGCAACACAGUGCCCAUCAUGCCCUAUACAUCCUGCUCCCUGCUACCCCCCUGAACACACUGCCCAUCGUGCCCUAAACCCCCAAGCUUCCCCUCCCCCUCCUCCAGGAACACACUUCCCAUCAUGUCCUAUACUCCCCACUCCCCCUCCUCCCUAGAACACACUGCCCAUCGUACCAUACACCCCUGGCUCCCCCUCCCCCCAGGAACACAUUGCCCAUCGUGCCCUAUACUCCCCGGAUCCCCCUUACCCUCUGGAGCACACUGCCCAUUUUGCCCUAUACCUCCUUGUCACGAAGUGUGGGGGAGUCAGGGCUCUGCACCCCUCUCCUACUUCCUGCAAUUCACCAUGACUCUCAGCCAGCCAGUGAAACAGAAGGUUUAUUAGAGGACAGGAACACAGUCU